AUGAACACUACAGAGGAAUUAUUAACAACACAAAUAACUGAUGACACCGAAUUCACAGAAGAAGAAACACAACCCAAAAAAGGCGUCUUGGUUAUGUCGACAUGGACGUAUUUGAUAUUAAUCAAUUUAAUCACAUUUCUCAUUACGUUGCAUUCAAUGGUGUACUUUGUCACCCCUCUAAACACUAUUGAAACUCAAGUCAAAAAUAACAUCACUUCAACGGAAACAUUCACAGUACAACAGUCUAAUAGUUAUCGUCCUUCAAACCAUAAUUGGAAGGAAGUCAUGGCUAUGACUAUUAUAGACUCCGUGGUCGAACAAACAUCACAGAAUUCUGAAGUGUUAAAUGAAGAAGCGUAUGACCGUAUUUUAAGCGCUUUGCUUUCAAAGAAUGACACGUUCGAAGAUUUUAUUGAAUCAAUUAAAACAACUCCAUUUACUACACAACUUGAUGAUAAAACGGAACUCCUCUUUUACUUCUCGAAUGUCAAACAACACUCAUUCUUCCCAAAUUUCAAGAAAGAAUUGUUGAACACACGAGUCGGCAUUAUGAAACAAGGAUACUUCUUGGCAAAGAGAGACAAACUCUAUAUCAACCAAAUUUCUAAUGAUGGCAUCUUCCAACCAGGCCCUUUGAGACAAAUCACUCCAUUCCCAGAUCAACCCAAUUCAGUGUACUUUGACCCCGCCUUUUAUGAAGUGGUUGGGUUCGAUAACAAUUUCAUAACCCGACUUGAUGUAUCACCACUUGUAGCAUCAACUUCGGGCACAGAAGAAAGAGAAGAAGGAGGUGAACAGAACUUUUUUACAAAAGGAGGGUUCUUCCUUCGAAGUCCAUGGGGAAAUGAGACUUGGGAAAAUCUGAAUUCUCUUUUAAUGAAAGAAUCGACACCAUCAAUAUCGAAAUACUCCAUGAGGUCUUGGUUGGCUUGUAAACGUUCAAAUCUCGACAAAGAUGAAUGCACACACUUACGAUGUAAGAGUGGAACAAACACAACUUUAUACAAUGAAUUGUGUAGCCAAAACGUGAUGAUUGUAGGAACAGUAAAUGAGGGGUAUCCAAUGAUAGCGUCUGAUAAAUUGUCAUGGAUGUAUUACAAAGAAAAUGAUGAAAAACAAUACAAAAUGUUUGAUGUUAUUGUAGAUGACAUUCUUGAACCAAUUGAAGGAACUGUAUUACAACACCAACAAUCAAAAUAUGGAUAUGGCGCAGUAUCAUAUGCGGUACUCUCAGAAAUGGAAACAGAAGUUUCUUCUUUAACUGGUGCUGGAUAUGCUACAUUUAACGUUAAACUCGAACUGAGUACGACUAAGUAA
This is a messenger RNA of Entamoeba invadens IP1, 1317 nucleotides long. RefSeq lists its product as hypothetical. Lineage: Eukaryota; Evosea; Mastigamoebida; Endamoebidae. The transcript is spliced from 2 exons. The coding region runs from base 1 to 1317 and encodes 438 amino acids. The record is from RefSeq and is a predicted model, not a curated record.